CUAUCACAUAAUUAUAUAAUCUAUCAAUAAUUAUCACGUCCGGCGUUAGAAAAACUUGUAUCUAUCUAUCUCAUCGCAUAAAUUUAAGAGAGAAAUUGCUCUUUCUGGUUCUUCGUUUGCUGACAAACUCUCGUCUGAAUCUCUUCUUUCUAAUCCUUGUCCCUCGGGACAUUCCAUUGCGGAUCUCACAUUUGGGCAAGCCUCUCGUAUUUCGUGUUUCUUGGAUCUUUCAAAGUCGAUGCACGCUCCAGUUUUCUCAAAUCUCUCUGUCUUCUGUACAUUAGCAGUAGUAUUGAGAUAGAUGAGAAAUGUUGACUGAAUUUUCAGGAAAUGAAUUCGAAUUGCACAAGAGUCCUUGAAGGCUUGAACUUUGGCUAUGAUCGGAAUCAAUAGUUCACUUCAGAUUUCGAGAUUAACAAAUAUAUUGCGAGUUAGGUUUUCGUCUAUUAAACAGAGGUCGAAUCGGAGUGAGAAACCGAUCUUGAUCUUUCUGAAGACUGUCAUUGAAGGAGUUAACAUGAGCAGCAAGAAAGCAGUGAAUUUGGACGACGAGCAGAUAGCCGAGUUACGCGAGAUUUUCCGUUCAUUCGAUCGGAACAACGAUGGUGGCCUCACUCAAUUGGAGCUCAGCUCGCUGCUCCGUUCGCUUGGCCUUAAACCAAGCCCCGAACAGCUGGAGGGAUUCAUGCAGAAGGCAGAUACAAACAACAACGGCCUUGUGGAGUUCUCGGAGUUCGUGGCGCUGGUGGCGCCAGAUCUUCUGCCGGCGAAGUCACCGUACACGGAAGAACAGCUGAAGCAGCUGUUCAGCAUGUUUGAUAGGGACGGAAAUGGGUUCAUCACGGCGGCGGAGUUGGCUCACUCUAUGGCGAAGCUAGGGCAUGCUCUCACAGCAGAAGAGUUGACAGGGAUGAUCAAGGAGGCUGAUUCUGAUGGAGAUGGAAGGAUCAGUUUUCAAGAGUUCUCACAGGCCAUCAGUUCAGCUGCUUUUGAUAAUUCCUGGGCUUGACGAAUUCAUCUUCUUAAUGAAUCGGCAACCAAACUCAGAGCAAAAUGAAGGCAAUACAGUUUGAUCAAAGAGGGAUCCGGACAUGUUGCGAGACGAGUGAUUUUUGAACUUUUCAUAUAGAUACGGAGGUGCUAAUGAGGAUGGCCUCUGGGAUUGAAUUGGAAAGUUUUCUAUGUUAUUUGGCUCUGAAAACAUCAACUUUCACGAUUCUGUUGGCAUUUGAUUUUCAAAAUUUGAUCGCAUGGUGAGCGACAGAUUCAUGUACAUUGAUGGUUGUCAAAAGAAUAGAAAGCGGCUACCUUUCACAUUUGUUCCAUC
Messenger RNA from Neltuma alba, 1327 nucleotides. Its product is annotated as probable calcium-binding protein CML17. Lineage: Eukaryota; Viridiplantae; Streptophyta; Magnoliopsida; Fabales; Fabaceae. Gene Ontology annotation, molecular function: calcium ion binding. Bases 377 to 1009 code for a protein of 210 amino acids. The record is from RefSeq and is a predicted model, not a curated record. The transcript is spliced from 2 exons.